This is a messenger RNA of Trachymyrmex cornetzi, 759 nucleotides long. RefSeq lists its product as uncharacterized. NCBI's taxonomy places the organism in Eukaryota, Metazoa, Arthropoda, Insecta, Hymenoptera, Formicidae. Bases 1 to 387 code for a protein of 128 amino acids. The record is from RefSeq and is a predicted model, not a curated record. The transcript has 3 exons.
AUGAAAGAAGACGACGGAUCGUUACCUGAUAUCGCAGUGACGAUGGCAUCGGGCAGGGAAAUCCACGGUGCUUUCAGUCUCAUCGUGGACGACGUGGACUCGCACUCGAUCCUCAGCGACGGCUCCGACCUGGACGGGCUAUCGCGCGAGAGCAGCUCGCAGAAUUCAGCGUCGCAGACGCCGUUGGAUAGCCCCGGUGGACCGCGGGAGAGGAUCAAGCAGAUCCAGGUGGAGGCCGAGACCAGGCGAGGCGAGUUCGCCAGGUUGCUGGAGGAGCACGCGCAGGUGGUGCGCAAGCUGAAGAUGAUGGAAGCGGAGGAGCAGUUAUCGGCGACGACGACGACGGCAACCGGGAACACGGCGGUAAUCGGCGGCGCGCACGCGUGAUUUUACGACUUUAUCACCGACGCCGAGACGAGGGUGACACCGAGGGUCGGGACCACUACGUCGACCACGACCGUCGUACGACCGACCACCACCACCGCCUCACCGCGUUUCCCCUUCGUUCGCCUCGACCGCAACAUCCCAUCCGGACGGACCAUCGUCGUCCGUCGCGAUUUACAAACGAGACGCUGAUGAUGCGAACAUCACUGAACGUUUGGAUUAUUAACUCUCGGAUGCGCCCCGGACAGGCCUCCGAAAUAUUCAGAUACAAUAUGGGACACACGUUUGUGGGGAAGUAAACGGUGCAUCCAAGAGUUAAUUGUGAAAGAGAGAAGAGAAAUCUGGACUCGAGAUGACUUCUUUUAUUUUCUGUUU